AUGUUGAAUCCAAGCCCGACGGGCUCGAAGUCACAUGCAAGUACUCUCCUCCCCUCUUCCUCACAUGCUUUGUUCCAUCUCACCUCUCAUCUUCCACUUGUAGGGCCCUCCACGCAACCACACACAUCCUUCUACCCAUGGUCGUGGCUCCAUCAACAUUCCUACGAUCCAUCAUUUGCUCAACCACCUUCUACCGAAAAAAUCCUUUGGGGAGCAAAAAUACUACAGGACCCGCCGACAGUGACGUAUGAGGAAGCCAUGGCACCGGACGAGCAGGGAGUGUUUAAAUGGCUAUCCAAUGUUGACAAAUUCGGCUUCUGCUUCGUGACAAAUGUCCCACCAACGCCAGAAGCGACAGAGGAGCUCUCUAGACGGAUCGGGUUCAUCCGCGAAACGCAGUACGGGACGUUUUGGGAUUUCACGUCCGACCUCGCAAAGGGCGACACUGCGUACACCACCAUGGCGCUUGGCGCGCACACCGACACGACUUACUACACGGAUCCUUGUGGCCUGCAGCUGUUCCACCUACUCUCUCACACGGACGGGAGCGGAGGCGCAACGCUGCUCGUGGACGGGUUCUACGUCGCGUCAAUCCUACGCGAGCUGCAUCCAACAGCAUAUGAGCUACUCGCGCGCGUGCGCGUACCUGCUCACGCAGCAGGGGAACACAGUGCGCUAUACACACCAUCUCCACGCGGGGGGUAUCCCGUGCUCCGGCACGUCGACGGGGAGCUUGUGCAGGUGAGAUGGAAUAAUGAUGACCGGAGCGUGAUGGAUGGGCUGGAACCGGGCAUGGUGGAGGGGUGGUACGAUGCGCUACGGAAGUGGUACCAGCUCCUGACGAGUGCUGACUCGGAGUACUGGGUGCAGCUCUCGCCAGGUACGGCUGUUGUGGUCGACAAUCAUCGGGUGCUGCACGGCCGAUCGGCGUUUGAAGGGAAGCGGCGAAUGUGCGGGGCGUACAUUGGAGUGGACGAGUACCGGUCGAAGUUGGCUGUGCUCACGGAGAAGUUUGCGCCAGACCGCAUUGUGCGCGAGACGGCACCGUAUGCGGAAGUGAAUGGGCGGAGUGUGUGGAACCCCGCCCUGUGA
This is a messenger RNA of Fibroporia radiculosa, 1092 nucleotides long. RefSeq lists its product as uncharacterized. Gene Ontology annotation, cellular component: mitochondrion. NCBI's taxonomy places the organism in Eukaryota, Fungi, Basidiomycota, Agaricomycetes, Polyporales, Fibroporiaceae. The record is from RefSeq and is a predicted model, not a curated record. Gene Ontology annotation, molecular function: trimethyllysine dioxygenase activity; iron ion binding. The transcript has 7 exons. Gene Ontology annotation, biological process: carnitine biosynthetic process. Bases 1 to 1092 code for a protein of 363 amino acids.